CCUCUCAGCAUCACUGGCGUCUGUCAUCCAGCAGCAGCAACAACAACCACCACUACAACAACAACCUCUACAACAACAACAACAACCUCUACAACAACAACAACAAGCUCGUCUCUCACCAUCUCCCAGCAGCACGUUCCGCGGCUUCGAAGGCGGUGUUAUUGACGCACACAAAAAGACAAGUUGCUCUUAGAGUACGCGGAAGGGAGCCGCUGGGGUGCCUGGUUGGGCAAAGCGAGGAGGGGUGGGGCGGAUCGCUGACCCGAAGCCCCGUUCCGCCACGCUGCUCCGAGCCCCUGCACUUCUCGCCAUCCCACGGAACACGCAGCUCGGGGAUAGAGAGCACCGUUAAUCGAGGGCAGAUUGGCGCAGCUCACGGAGAGAGUACAACAAGGAGGCUAUGUUGCACAGAUACACCUGUUAAUGCGGUUCACACGGUGCACACGCAAGCUACCUAGCGCGGAUGCACUGACCGCGCGGUGUAUUCAAUACACGGGCAAGAUCCAUUGUUGAAAUACGUUAUCGACGCAGUUCACACACCCAUUGCAGUGGACAUAGUUGACAUGCAUUGUUCACGUAAUACGUGCACCCAAUACAGGCAGCACACAUAGCCGAGAAACAUUGUUCAAGUGUUUGAGGUACAUUGUAUUGUACAACGUUUGUCAUUGAGCGAAUAGUUUAUACACAAACAGCACAGACGUCUUCACGUAGCUCGGUUCCAAGCAGUGACUCAUCUUGAAUUUAUAUCAGGGAUCGGCUGGCACCAAGACCGUAAGAAGUGGAGGCAUUGGGUCGCUUGGCGCGUCAGUGGCACGGGACAGACUAAGCACGAAGUAUCCACUCUAAUCCACGCACACGCACGGCGCUCACCCCCGCAGUACGAUUUGUCCAGGCGUCCGUUCUGAAGCACGCCUGAGCCCUCCCACUCUCGCGCCGCCGUAAGCCAUGUCGUCGUCGUCGGUGGCGGCGGCUCUGGAGGCGGUGGUGGUGGUGGCGUGCGUCUGCCGCCUGCACCUGGCCUCGUGGGGGCCGCUCACGGCCUCGCUGCUCCUCCUCGCCGUGCAGACCUUCUACACGCAGCCCAAGUGGGGCCGCCUCAUCGGCGCCUCCCCGACGCUCGGCGCCGCCUUCCGGCCCGGCUCGGCCUCGGCGUGCGGCCUGCUGGCGGGCGGCCUGGCCGUCCCGCUCGUCGCCGCGGCGCUGGCCCACCGCUGCGCCGGCACGGCCGCCAAGGCGGCGGCGGUAUCGGCGGCGCUCUCAUCGUCGCUGCUGCUGUCGCUCGCCUCGCUGGUGGGGCUGCUGCUCACACGGCCGCUCCCGCGUCGGACUUGCGCCGUCUACGUCGCCACCACCGCCCUGGCGGUCCACGCGCUGCGCGGCGGCGCCGGCGCCGACGGCGCCGCCGCGAUCGCCGGCCUCCUCCUGGCAUCGGCCGCCUUCCUGCUCCUGCUCUUGGUGGCGCUGCCCGGCAGCCUGUCGCUGGGCGAGGCGCUGGUGGUCGCCGAGGGGCUGGGCGCGCUGGCGCACUGCCUGGCGACGUGGACGGUGGCCUCGGGCGGCGGCGCCAAGCGGGAUGAGCUGACGAGCGUGCUGCUCGUGGUGAGCGCCGGCGCCGUGGUCGCCGGCGCCAUCUUCGGCCUCCUCUUCCGCUUCAUGACGUCGAACCACCUGGCGCGCGCCGUCUACUUCUACGGCCUGUGCCUGGUGUUCGCGCUCGGCAUCCUGCUGCCCUGGCUGCAGCACCUGUUCCACUCGGACCCCUUGCUCUGGCUCGCCGACUUCCUGAGCCGGCCGCGCGACCGCCGCUACACGAUCGCCUACUGGGCCUUCCUGCUGGCGGGCGCCGUGGCGCUCGCGGCGGCGCUGGGCGGCGCGGCGUGGCCCGCGGGCGGCGCCCUGCCCCGCACGGCGGCGCGCAAGGCCUUCCACGCGUUCGCCGUGGCCGCCUUCCUGCCGGGCCUGGCGCGCGACCGCGCCCUGCUGCACCUCGCGUCCGUGGCGGCGGCGGCGGCGUUCCUGGGCCUCGAGUACGCUCGGGCCUUCGACGUGCGGCCGCUGGGCGGGAUCCUGCGCGCGUCGCUGCCGGCGCUGGUGGACGAGCGCGACUCGGGCCCGCUCGUCCUCACCCACAUCUACCUGCUGCUCGGCAUGGCGCUGCCCCUGUGGCUCUCGUGGCCCGCCUGCUGCCCCCUGGCCGGCGCGGCCGUCGGCCUCCCGUCGCUGGCGCCGUACGCCGGCGUGCUGGCGCUGGGCGUGGGCGACGCGGUCGCUUCGGUGUUCGGCUCGGGCCUCGGAUGCUGCCGCUGGCCCGGCACGAGCAAGACGGUGGAGGGGACGGCGGCGUCGGUGUUCGCGCAGGUGAUGGUGCUGGCCGUGGUGGCGGUGGCGGACGGCGCCGUGCGGCUCGGGUCGGAGUACGCGUCGGUGCUCGUGUGCGUUACGCUCGCGGCCCUCCUCGAGGCCUUCACGGCGCAGAUCGACAACCUCCUGCUGCCGCUGUACGCCUUCGCGUUGUUCCUCGCCUGAGCGACGACGGCGGUGCCACCGGCGGCAAGGUGAAGCGUGCCGAAUCGGCUCGUCGUCAUUUCUACCUCCCUCGUGUUUUCCGUCGGCAGCGCGUUUUCAGGUCGUGCCGCACAUUCGGUAUGACGCCGUGGUACGAUCCGACAAACCGCGUCCCUACGGGGUGGUGGGGGUGGAGGGGGCGAUUCGGCUCGCUAGACGUGAAAUCCUAUGCGUUGUUUCCCUCGCUAGAAGCUCACGGUCUGGCUUUUCAUUCCCAGUGGCCCUUCCCGUACAUGUGUGUGUGUGAUGCAGGGAACGUACACACGGCUGCCUUGCAUGCAUGUGCUGUCUCGUCUGUUUCGGCCGUUUGUUUUCAUGGCUACUAUUCUUCUUAAAGAGAUUACUUAUAUAAUUUCACUUGGGGUCACACUGCCAGAUGAUUUUUUUUAUCAUAUCGUGAAGGUUACCGCACAGCAUUUUUGUCGUCGUAUUUUACAAUCUCAUUUUUUUGGUCGAAAAAAAUGAGUUUUGUUCAAAUUACGUGAAAAGGGGGAUAAGGAUAUUUAUUUUCUGCAAUAAUUUUUUGGAGCGGCGACGUGUAGCGGGUCUGCUGCGCAUUGCACUUCGACCGUGAUAUUCUAAGCGGUUCUCCCCCCCCCCCCCCCGCAUUGACCAGCGCGUGGUGAAGUAUGGUCACGCACACUUCACCCGUGACCAAUGACACCAUGAGGGGGGGGAGGGGGCAUUGAUACAAAAGUGGAUCGACAAGAGGGCUGUGAAAGGAAAUUGGGUGACACGGGUUAAGACGUACCUCCUACUUCCUGCACUAGAGAACCCGGUCUUUAAAAUCAGUUUGCCGCCUGACCUCGUUUGCUCUAAAGUGGGCGCUGUGAGCCCGGAGACACCUGGUCGCCCAAAAGAGAUCACUAUCGUUGCACUCGAAAGCACUCGAGGUACGUAGCGGGGUGGUUCACGUCGAUGCUCACGCCGGCCAUGCGCGCCCAAAUUGUGUGUAGGCGUGAGAGAUAUGAUCCUCAUGGCGGUAACCUGGGGUACCAAAUAAUUAAAUAUUUUAUUUAUGGGACACAAUUUUUUCCAGGGGUGUACUUAACUCCGCGACUGGGGUAUCAAUCAAUCUGAAAUCAGUGUCACUCCGCGAUGUCGAAACGCAGCGAGGACGAUAGCGCUGAAACCCUGAGCGCUCGUACGCACCGUGGUGGUGCAUCGUGUACAGCUCGUCGAGAUGAGUCGAUUGCCGCAUCGCCGACCAUCAACAGACUAAAAA
Lethenteron reissneri (Far Eastern brook lamprey) is the source of this 3790-nucleotide messenger RNA. It is a transcript of the gene DOLK, whose product is annotated as dolichol kinase. Gene Ontology annotation, biological process: dolichyl monophosphate biosynthetic process. Gene Ontology annotation, cellular component: endoplasmic reticulum membrane. Lineage: Eukaryota; Metazoa; Chordata; Hyperoartia; Petromyzontiformes; Petromyzontidae. The record is from RefSeq and is a predicted model, not a curated record. Gene Ontology annotation, molecular function: dolichol kinase activity.